Messenger RNA from Arabidopsis arenosa, 2807 nucleotides. The record is from the annotation of a GenBank genome assembly. NCBI's taxonomy places the organism in Eukaryota, Viridiplantae, Streptophyta, Magnoliopsida, Brassicales, Brassicaceae.
AACAACAAGCCCUAAAACUAGGUGUGUGUGUUUGGGGGAAAACGUUACCAAUGACUAAAAUACCCCUCUCCUUCUUCUGCUUACUCUUUGUAGCUUUCUUCUUCUCUUCCUCCACCGCCGAUCAACGUUUCCACUCUCGCCACUUACUUCAUCAACCCUUUUUCCCGGUCGUAACCGCCGCUCCACCACCGUAUCAACCACCGGUCUCUUCUCAACCUCCAUCUCCUUCCCCACACACACAUCACCACCACAAGAAACACCUAACGACGCCACCACCACCGCACGAGAAACACCUAUUCUCCUCCGUCGCAAAUCCUCCACCUCCUCCACCGUCUCCGCCGCAUCCAAACCCUUUUUUCCCCUCAUCAGACCCAACCUCCACCGCCUCUCACCCUCCUCCAGCACCACCUCCUCCGGCCUCACUCCCGACUUUUCCCGCCAACAUCUCUUCCCUCCUCUUCCCAACUCACAACAAACCAUCCAAGCCUCCCAGCAACGGCCACAUCGCUAGGCUCGUCACCAUAACCGCCUCAGCCAUCUGCGCCGCUGCUCUCCUCUCUCUAUUCGCCGUCUUCAUCAUCUUCAUCCGCCGAACUCGCCAUCGCCGCCGGUCCUCCCCUGCAGACGACACCAAAUCCACGAGAUCAGACGCUCUUCAGCUCUUCAACGCCUCUCCUUCCGACGGCUCUAAGAAACACAAACAACAUCAACAACCACCGAAGUACACUUCCUCACACACUUCCUCUGAGUUUCUCUAUUUGGGUACUUUAGUAAACUCCAGAAGCGGUGGUUUAGAACAGCAAAAAUCUCCAAUCUCCAUCUCCGGCGGUAUCACCGGCGUAUUGGAAUUACCUCCUCCAGCUUCGUCUUCUUCAUCUUCUUAUUCACAGUACCAUAAGCUAGGCUCGCCGGAGCUUCGUCCUCUUCCCCCUUUACCAAAGCUCCAAUCUUUCACUCCCGUCUACAAAAGCACUGAACAGUUAAACCCUAAAAGACAAUACUUUGACGGAGACGAUAACGAAAACGAUGAGUUUUUCUCUCCGAGAGGAUCUUCAGGGCGUAGACAGGAUGUUGAUCAGAUUGGUGACAGGAGUAUCAACGGCUCAGGCUCGAACUCGUGUUCGCCGACUAAUUCAGUGCCGUCGUUGAAUGCUUCUCCGGGAACAAGUUUGAAACCUAAGUCGAUUAGUCCUCCUGUCUCGCUGCAGAGUCAGAACAGCUCAAACAACGGCGUUGCGAAGCGGCUUUGUCCAGCGAGGCCACCUCCACCACCUCCUCCGCCGCCGCAAUUAUUGGAGAUUCCGGCUACCAUGUCGCAUUCGCCUCCUGGUGGGGAUUCUGAUCCAGAGAAGAAAGUGGAGACCAUGAAACCAAAGUUGAAGACUUUACAUUGGGAUAAAGUUAGAGCAAGCUCGAGCCGUGCUAUGGUGUGGGACCAAAUCAAAUCAAACUCCUUUCAAGUGAAUGAAGAAAUGAUAGAGACAUUGUUCAAGGUGAAUGAUCCAACUUCAAGAACAAGAGAUGGCGUUGUUCAAUCCGCGAAUCAGGAGAAUCGGUUUCUUGAUCCAAGAAAGUCGCACAACAUUGCCAUUUUGCUGAGAGCUCUUAAUGUAACUGCUGAUGAAGUAUGUGAAGCUCUUGUAGAAGGCAACUCAGAUACGCUUGGACCCGAGCUUCUCGAAUGCUUGCUUAAGAUGGCUCCUACCAAAGAAGAAGAGGACAAGCUUAAGGAGCUUAAAGACGAUGAUGAUAAAUCUCCUUCCAAGAUAGGACCUGCAGAGAAAUUCCUCAAAGCAUUGUUGAACAUUCCUCUCGCCUUCAAGAGGAUCGAUGCUAUGCUUUAUAUUGUCAAGUUCGAAUCAGAAACCGAGUACCUUAACAGAUCCUUCGACACCCUCGAGGCUGCUUCUGGUGAGUUAAAGAACACGCGGAUGUUCUUGAAGCUUUUAGAAGCCGUGCUCAAGACCGGGAACCGGAUGAAUAUAGGAACCAAUAGAGGUGAUGCACAUGCUUUCAAGCUCGACACACUCUUAAAACUGGUAGAUAUCAAAGGCGCGGAUGGGAAAACCACCUUAUUGCAUUUCGUGGUUCAAGAGAUCAUAAAAUUUGAAGGAGCUCGGGUUCCUUUUACUCCGACUCAAAGCCAUAUAGGCAAUGACAUGGCUGAGCAAUCCGCAUUCCAAGACGACCUAGAGCUCAAGAAACUGGGGUUGCAAGUAGUUUCAGGUCUCAGCUCUCAGUUGAUUAACGUUAAGAAAGCAGCUGCAAUGGAUUCAAAUUCCCUCAUCAACGAAACAGCGGAAAUCGCCAGCGGAAUAGCGAAAGUCAAGGAAAUAAUCGCGGCGCUAAAGCAAGAAACAGGUGUAGAGAGAUUCUUGGAAUCAAUGAACUCGUUCUUGAACAAAGCUGAGAAAGAGAUCACAGAGAUACAAUCUCAUGGAGACAAUGUGAUGAAGAUGGUUAAAGAAGUAACAGAGUAUUUCCACGGGAACUCGGAAACUCAUCCUUUUCGCAUUUUCGCUGUGGUCAGAGACUUUCUGACGAUUCUUGAUCAAGUGUGUAAAGAAGUUGGCCGCGUAAACGAGAGAACGGUGUAUGGAUCCGUGCCACGACAUUCGCCAUCGAACCAGACCGCCACGCCUCUGUUUCCUGUGGUUAACAAUAACAACUCACGUCUGAGUCCAUCGGGUUCUCUAGACGAGGACGAUGACUCGUUUUAAGUGAAAACUGUUGGCUCGAGUUUGGUUCGGUGUAUGCUAAUGUUUUGGUUUCAUUUGCUACGUACUCAAGAAAAUAUAUAUGUUAUA